CCCAACAUCUUCGGCCCAUCAAACUCCACGGGGUAUAUAAACGAACACCAUCUCAGGUCAAAACCCUAAACUUUAGAAAACCUCUCUGCCUCCCUCACUCCUACGGAACUCUGAGGCUCGAAUUGUUCUUCAAAUCUCGUUCAAGUAACUUUUGCUUGUAAGGAUGGUGAAGACAAGUGUUUUGAAUGACGCUCUCAAAACUAUGUAUAAUGCUGAGAAGAUCGGCAAAAGGCAGGUUCUUAUUAGGCCUUCAUCAAAAGUGAUCAUCAAGGUUCUCCUUGUUAUGCAAAAGCAUGGUUACAUCGGCGAAUUUGAGUAUGUUGAUGACCACAGGUCUGGAAAGAUUGUGAUUGAAUUAAAUGGAAGAUUAAACAAGUGUGGUGUUAUCAGCCCUCGUUUUGAUGUCGGAGUGAAAGAGAUUGAGUCCUGGACAGCAAGGUUGCUUCCUUCUAGACAGUUUGGAUAUAUUAUUCUUACAACUUCGGCUGGCAUCAUGGACCACGAAGAGGCUAGAAGAAAGAAUGUUGGAGGCAAGGUGCUUGGCUUCUUUUACUGAUGAGAGGGGGCUUCACGGAUUGACUUGAAAUUUUGGAAUAGUACUUCAUCCUUGAAUUUUUGUUGCCUUCUGCUACCUUCAUCUGUUUGAAUGUAGUGCCCUUUUUCUAUAUAUUUAGUUUUUCUUUAUGCACUCUGGGUUGCUGUUGUACUAUGUGAAAUGAGAUUUGAUAUUUUUCUUAGCUAGUUGAUGAACCUGACUUUAUUUCACAAUGUAGCAUGCUUUUCUCAAAUUCUUGAGAUUCUGGCUAUUUUAUAUGUUAAAUGAAAUCCUUUGUUUGCA
Molecule: messenger RNA, 838 nt
Organism: Beta vulgaris subsp. vulgaris (sugar beet)
Lineage: Eukaryota; Viridiplantae; Streptophyta; Magnoliopsida; Caryophyllales; Amaranthaceae
Product: 40S ribosomal protein S15a-1
Exons: 4
Coding region: 164-556 (130 amino acids)
Biological process (GO): translation
Cellular component (GO): cytosolic small ribosomal subunit; ribosome
Molecular function (GO): structural constituent of ribosome
Source: RefSeq, a predicted model, not a curated record